AUGGCUCAGGUUCGAGAAGUCUCCGAAGAAGAUGAAGAGGAUGGAAUUGAGAGGGAUAAAGCCAAUAACUCCAAACCACACACCUCCAAGAUCGCUACCUUGGAUGAAAAUGACAACAAUGAGGAGGAAGUGAAAGGAGCAGUGUUGACACGUAAUGAGGAUGGAAAAUCCGAAGAAGAUCUGGUUGACGGAGAACUCGGCGAUGGUAACCAGAGCAAUAUGAAGUGGAAAAAGAAAUUGGACAUAGCAGAUCCGAAGGUUAAUGAAGAACAGCCACUGGUAACUUAUGACAUCCUAAUCGACCCAGAAUUAUUUGUUAAUUGGACUCCCAAGGGCAAAAAGGCAGCCAAAUUGUAG
Messenger RNA from Rodentolepis nana, 357 nucleotides. NCBI's taxonomy places the organism in Eukaryota, Metazoa, Platyhelminthes, Cestoda, Cyclophyllidea, Hymenolepididae. The record is from the annotation of a GenBank genome assembly.